Molecule: messenger RNA, 1279 nt
Organism: Amorphotheca resinae ATCC 22711
Lineage: Eukaryota; Fungi; Ascomycota; Leotiomycetes; Helotiales; Amorphothecaceae
Exons: 2
Coding region: 369-1175 (268 amino acids)
Biological process (GO): protein depalmitoylation
Cellular component (GO): cytoplasm
Molecular function (GO): palmitoyl-(protein) hydrolase activity; carboxylic ester hydrolase activity
Source: RefSeq, a predicted model, not a curated record
AAUGAUUUGGACCAUUGAGAUGUGUUGGCGAGAGAAUUUUGGCCAGAUCCCUUUUCUGCCACUACUUUAGGCGCCCAGCAGGUUUUAGCAAUUCCCUUGUCCUUUUUCAGCGGCCGGAUCUUUUAAUAGAGCUGUUGCCAUGGCAUGGCUAUUUUAAAACGUUUCCCCGCGUUAAUAUCAGUCCCGUCGACAUCGAUGGCAAAUUCUCGAAGCAUUGUAACAUCCCACCAACAUACCUAAGAAUCAAAGUAUCGGGGAAUUUAAAUCAAACAUACCUUCCUCCCAAAUCAAAUAUAUUGCCACCAGAUACAUCAAAAUUCAGGGCAGACUUGCUAAGAUACACACCAUCUCCUUCCAAGUUCUUAACCAUGGAUCUCCCCUUCAUCACCAUUCCUCCCUCCGCACCUCACACGCACACGGUCGUCUUCUUACACGGGCGCGGAGACACCGCCAAAAGUUUCGCUUUAUCUCUGCGUUACUCACGGGACUCACGCAACCGCACGUUUCCGGAGAUCUUCCCCUCCUUCCGGUGGGUGUUCCCCCAGGCUGAGGUGCGGCAGUGCGCAGCCUUUCCCGGCGACAAAAUUCCGCAGUGGUUUGAUAUCUGGAACGUGAGCAACUUCUCGGAGCGUGAGGAGCUGCAGGCGACGGGUCUGAGGGAGAGCGUUGCCAGUACACUGCGCAUCCUUGCGAAUGAGGCCACCCUCUUGCGCGGACAGUGGGAUCGCCUUGUGCUGGCUGGGAUUAGCCAAGGCGCCGCGACUGGCGUGCAUACGUUACUGAAUCUGAGUCUGCCGCCGGCUGUGGAGGAGGGUCAAUCGGUGCCGCGCAGACUCGGCGCCUUCGUUGGGUUUUCAUGCAGGAUGCCCUUCCCCGGGAGGUCGCUCGCGGCGACGAGGAGAGUACUCGGCCUGGAGGGCGUCCCGGACACUGAUGAGAUCCUACUCAACACGCCUAUGUUGCUUGAACACUGCGUCGAUGAUGCACUUGUUCUAAUAGAAAAUGGCCGGGGCUUGCGCGAUACGUUGCGGGGGUUUGGCGCGCAAGUUACGUGGAAGGAGUAUCCUCAGGGAGGACACUGGUUCAACUCACCGGCCGGAGUAGAUGAUGCUGUGGAGUUUCUGAACAGCCACAUUCUUAAGAAAGCGUUGCCCGACUCGAUGGAUCUAUCUUAGAGAGAGAUCCUUGGCCCGUCUCUCUCCUAAAGUGCAUGUACAGUCUUCCUUCACCUUAUGUUCUAAGCCAAAACAGACUGUAGCAGCCGCAUAGCUCAAUGCUG